Ostertagia ostertagi is the source of this 1173-nucleotide messenger RNA. Lineage: Eukaryota; Metazoa; Nematoda; Chromadorea; Rhabditida; Trichostrongylidae. The record is from the annotation of a GenBank genome assembly.
AUGAACAAGAGCCGUCUGUCGAAGAGGACAGCAGAGGCGAACUGUAGUUGUCGUGCCUAUGGUGCUAUCUGGCAUCCAAUCACUCUUGCUGUAGUGAAUGCUUUCGAUUUCACGGUGUGUGGAAGUAAUGAUAUCAGAGUAACCAAAAGUGCAUGGGGUGUUGGAAUGUUCUGGGUCGGUAUACUCUCUCUAUUCAUACAUGACUGGCGACUGAUGUACUUCGCGUGUGCGGCACCCGGAUUCCUAGCGAUCUUUUACUACUUUUUCCUGCCAGAGUCACCUCAUUGGUUGAUUCAACACGAAGACCACAAAGGAAUCAAGAAUUAUAUCAAAACGUCCAAUGUAUGGAACAACACAACCAUUGAUGUUGGUUCUUGCCGCCGUGAUGGGCCACCACCAAAGGAGAAACGAGAGACCUGUGGAGAUAUAAUGCGAGACUCGCGGAUGCUCCAGCUUCUCUUCAUCAACGGUUUCAUAGAGUUUGUAAUGGCCUUCUAUUAUUUUGGACUGUCCUUAUUAUCUGUCGAUUUGAGCGACGAUCGAUUCACGGCAUAUAUGUUAUCUGCCUUCGUUGAAAUACCGGGUGAAUCGUCCCUUCCGGAGGUUGCGCGGGAGGAGGAAGUGGUAGGGGAUCCAAUUGCCUACAAACUGCGAGGUCAAAGAGGUUUGGUGGUCCUACCUCUGAUGCUGUACGCUGGCAGACGACCUUUGUGCAUGUUUUCGUUGAUUCUGCAAGGAGUAUUUGUCAUUGUCGCUCCAUUCCUUAAAGGCUCGCACUGGUCAAUGGUUGCGUCUUUUCUAUUCGGAAAACUCAUAAAUAGAGAUUUCAAAGACCUUCGUCAUUCGCUCAUCGCCUUUUUCAGUGUUACCUAUGCAGUGCACCCAAUUUACAUAUCAGAAAUGACGCCAACGUCAGUACGUGCGCUGUCGUACUCGAUUAUAAACAUAGCCAGGAGUAUUGGCAUCAUUGUUGCACCUUACCUUCGUCACGGAAGUUUUGGAUCGGACUUGGUGAAAUUCACCUUCCUUGGUGUGAUUUGUAUUAUAUCGGGAGCUCUAUGCAUUUUUCUCCCGGAAACCAAAGAUCGUGCAAUGCCCGCAGAUAUCAGAAGUCUAACCACGAGCGAUAGCCACACUGUAGACAAAAGAGAAAGAGAAGAGCUCCUUAGGUGA